Caenorhabditis briggsae is the source of this 1146-nucleotide messenger RNA. RefSeq names its product Protein CBR-CLEC-218 (gene Cbr-clec-218). The transcript is spliced from 6 exons. Lineage: Eukaryota; Metazoa; Nematoda; Chromadorea; Rhabditida; Rhabditidae. Gene Ontology annotation, biological process: innate immune response. The coding region runs from base 1 to 1146 and encodes 381 amino acids. The record is from RefSeq and is a predicted model, not a curated record.
AUGCGUUCUUAUCUGGCAUUGCUUGUGUUGGGUCUAGCUUUUGACUAUGCCUAUUCCCAACAAUCCAUCGAACCCGAAUGUCGAUGCAACCUUAACAAUCUCUGGCUAGAUGUCUACGUAGUCAUCGAUGAUUCUACAAAAAUGGGAACCUCCGGGCUAUCCCAAGUGGCUUCCAGUGUCUUCUCAACAUUAGCCAAUUCACGUGUCGGGAGUGAUUACUCUGAUAAGCGGGGUGCCCGAGUGGCUGUGAUCACCUAUAAUGAGAAUGCCUACAUCAGAUCCAAUUUGAGUGAUCUCACAUCGAAUCAAGAUUUGGAAAAUGUGAUUUCCAGUCUUCAAGUUAGCAAGUCGGACAUUUCCAAUAUUCAAACACCAUUGAAACUAAUCAACGAAAUGAUGGGAUACAAAGAUGGAAAUGGACCGAAAAAUAAUACAAUGUCUGUUAUCAUCAUGUAUGCAGCUGAUUAUAUUGACUACGAUCAACCGACAGCGAAUCAACUAGCUUACUAUCUCAAAGAAAAUGGUGUCACCAUCAUCACAGUUGCAAAUAUGGAUGACUCCAACAAAAUCAUGAAACUGAAAGCCCUUGCAAGCGAAGGUUAUGGGUUCUCCUUAUCCGAUGAAAACUUGACGGCGGGAAUUCAAAAAGGCCUUUGUGAUGCCAACUGCUUCUGUCCAGAAGGGUAUCAUCAAUUCAUGUAUCCUGAGAAUAACACCACUCGUAAAUUUGGGUCAUGUAUUGAGGCAAUGUUUGUCGAGAGACACUGGUCCGAGGCAAGACUAACUUGCCAGAAUCGCAACCAACAAGGAUAUCUGGCCACUGAGUUUAGUAUUGAAAAGGCGUUGUUCAAUCAAGCUCUGUUCGAUGGUCAGCUCAGAAACUAUCACAUCGGACUCCACUUUGUCAAUGGUGCAUACUUCUGGGAGCAGAAAAAUGGGAUGCCACUACUUCCCCUAACUAAACCCCUAUACCAACUGGACAAGUUCCCAGGAUCUAAUUCCCUAUGUGUCGGGAAUACUGUAGCCGACAGCAAGAAAUUUGAGAGUUGGAAGAACGAAAAUUGCUACACCGAUAUGAAGGGAGCAAUGUGUGAAACUGUGGCUUGUGAUACUGAGAAUUAUUGCUCAAAUCCUUUCAAUCGAUAA